UUAAAAAUGGUGCAGAAGUACCAGUCCCCUGUUCGAGUCUACAAAUAUCCCUUUGAGCUCGUCAUGGCGGCUUAUGAGAAGCGCUUUCCCACGUGCCCAGAGAUCCCUGUCUUCCUGGGCAGUGAGAUCCUUCAGGAAUCCAAGAGUGAUGAUGGAGCUGUUCAUAUUGUCGAACGGAGCUGCAAGCUGAAUGUGGACGCUCCGCGGCUGCUGAAGAAGAUCGCUGGGGUAGAGUAUGUCUUUUUCAUACAGAAAAACACCGUGAACUGGAAGGAGCGAACACUCCUCAUUGAGGCUCACAACGAGACCUUUGCCAAUCGUGUUGUUGUCCUUGAGAUGUGUAGCUACUCGGUUCACCCUGAGAAUGAAGAGUGGACGUGCUUUGAACAGUCUGCGUCUCUUGACAUCAAGUCGUUCUUUGGCUUUGAAAACACAGUGGAGAAAAUUGCCAUGAAGCAGUACACUGCCAACAUCAAGCGGGGCAAGGAGGUGAUCGAGCAUUACCUGAAGGAGCUGAUCUCCCAGGGCAUCACCUUCAUCCCCCGAUGGACACCUCCACCAGUGAGCAGACAAAAGGAAAAGAGGGCCCUGGCUGUGGGACACAACCCUGGUAUUGUGCCAGCAGAGUCCUGCAUGCAUGGAACUACCAAAGAGCAGCCAGGCAGCUCGUGCCCCGCUGCAGAGACGGCUAGCCCUGACGCUGACAAACUGGACGCUGAUUACAUUGAACGGUACCUGGGGCAGCUGACUCCAAUGCAGGAAAGCUGCCUGAUCCGACUCCGUCAGUGGCUGCAGGAAAUGCACAAAGGCAAGAUCCCCAAAGAUGAGCAUAUCCUUCGAUUCCUGAGGGCUCGCGAUUUCAACAUCGACAAGGCUCGCGAGAUGCUCUGCCAGUCGCUGACCUGGCGCAAGCAGUACCAGGUGGAUUACAUCCUGCAGACCUGGCGACCCCCGUCCCUGCUGGAGGAGUACUACACUGGGGGGUGGCAUUACCAGGACAAAGAUGGCCGCCCCCUCUACAUCCUCCGCCUCGGUCAGAUGGAUACAAAAGGUUUGGUGAAGGCCCUGGGAGAAGAGUCGCUCCUGAGACACGUUUUGUCAAUUAACGAGGAGGGACAAAAGAGGUGUGAGGAAAACACCAACCUGUUUGGCCGUCCCAUCACAUCCUGGACGUGUCUGGUGGAUUUGGAAGGGCUAAACAUGCGCCACCUGUGGCGGCCUGGAGUUAAGGCUCUCCUUCGGAUAAUCGAGGUUGUAGAGGACAAUUACCCUGAGACACUGGGGAGGUUACUGAUCGUGCGAGCACCACGGGUUUUCCCUGUGCUGUGGACUCUGGUUAGUCCCUUCAUCAAUGAAAACACCAGGCAGAAGUUCCUCAUCUACAGCGGCAAUAACUACCAGGGUCCUGGGGGGCUUGUAGACUAUUUGGACAAAGACGUGAUUCCAGAUUUCCUUGGAGGAGAAUGUAUGUGCAAUGUCCCUGAGGGUGGACUGGUCCCCAAGUCACUUUAUCAAACAGAUGAAGAACCGGAGAACUCUGAUCACAUCCGACUAUGGACAGAAACCAUCUACCACUCUGCAAAUGUUCUUAAAGGGGCUCCCCACGAGAUCGUUGUGGAAAUCCUGGAGGGCGAGUCUGUGAUCACGUGGGACUUUGACAUCCUGAAGGGAGAUGUGGUGUUCUGCCUCUUUCACUCCAAGAGAGCGCCCGAGACCAGUCACAAAGAGGCCACUUCAUCAAGUGCUUUGACUGCUGGGGACAACAUGCAGCUAAUCGAUAAGAGCUGGGUUCUGGGGGUGGAUUAUAGCCGCAUGGAGUCUCCACUGGUGUGCCGGGAAGGAGAGAGCAUCCAGGGAUCUCAUGUCACUCGUUGGCCUGGCUUUUAUGUUCUGCAGUGGAAAAUGCACAGCUCUUUGCCAUGCUCUGGCACCAGCCUCCCUCGAGUAGAUGACGUCCUGGUCUCUUUGCAAGUUUCCAGUCACAAGUGUAAACUCAUGUACUACUUUGAGGUGCUUGCAUCCAAGGAUUUCAGGGGGUCCAUGUCAAGCCUGGAAUCCUGCAACAGUGGCUUUUCCCAGCUCAGUGCAGCCACGACAUCUUCCAACCAAUCCCAGAGCAGCUCCCUCAUUUCUAGAUAG
Emys orbicularis (European pond turtle) is the source of this 2139-nucleotide messenger RNA. It is a transcript of the gene SEC14L5, whose product is annotated as SEC14 like lipid binding 5. Lineage: Eukaryota; Metazoa; Chordata; Testudines; Emydidae. Gene Ontology annotation, cellular component: cytoplasm. The transcript is spliced from 15 exons. The coding region runs from base 7 to 2139 and encodes 710 amino acids. The record is from RefSeq and is a predicted model, not a curated record.